Messenger RNA from Coregonus sp. 'balchen', 1902 nucleotides. NCBI's taxonomy places the organism in Eukaryota, Metazoa, Chordata, Actinopteri, Salmoniformes, Salmonidae. The record is from the annotation of a GenBank genome assembly.
AUGGGAGUGUUUACAGUACAGAAUCUAGAGGCAAGUCAGAACAAAUCUGUUCCACCAAAGAAUUACAACACAGCUAAUCUGCCCCUGCUCCUUCUCAUCGAAUCAACAAGCUGUUCAACACUAAACACACACAAUCACUAUCCCAUUUUCCCAGCAGGUUCUCUAGUGUUUUUUGUGAAAUGUGUGUAUUACCUGCCUUAGUAAUUACAGUAUAUUUUUGUUUUUCAUAGAUAGGGAUUUUAUCAGAUUAACACUCUGCCAAAGACUAUUGUCCAGCCCAAGAACUACAUGUCAUUUAGUUUUUUGUUUUUAAGGGUCUUUGAGAUUAUCUGUAUAAUAUAUAAAAUAUACAAUUAUUAUUAUUACUCUUAGUUUUGUGAAUUCUAUGGGCCUUUUGCAAUCAAAAGGGUUUCUGGGUUCAACGACUGAGAAUACAAGAUUAGAAUGAUCUAACACAUUAGAUAGUGAAAACUAUGAAUUAAAUGCAAAUAAACAAGACAAAACCACAAAAUACAACCAGUAUUGAUUGCAAUUAGAUUUGAUCAUGUAUCUUGUGCAUCUCAGUUUUGUCCCUGUAUUUAGUUGAGCAAGUACCAAUGCAUGUACUGUAGAACUGUGUGGAAAUGAGGUUAAAAAAAAAACAACAACAACACCCCAGUGAAGUUUUCAGUAGUGGUGACCAAUCUGAUAAAGUCCCUGAGCCAUUCUUCCUGUGUUAUAAACACUCCCUGCUCUGAGACGGUAGUAUCACUGGGCAGAGCUCUGGAAGUGUGCUACCUGUACACCUGGUGUUUCAGUUAAUAUGUAAUCUAAGAGUCAGCUGGAAACAACAUGGUGUAGGUAGAAUAGUUUCACUCACAUAGAAACCUGGUACAUACAGUACAUUAAAUUACAUAUUAUGAUUCUCUGUCUCUACAUCUUAUUGAUUGUUUUUGUUCCAAGGUUCAUAUUCAUUCCUGUUCUCUCUUGCAACAGAGAUUAAAGGUUAAACAAGGCAACAGUAAACAUGUCGUCCCUCACGAAUAUCGCGUGACUAACACAUUUCAGUUAAUCACUAAAGCUCCCGCCUUCAGUGUAAUUUAGUAAAUACCGGAUCUCUAUGGCAAGACGCAUAAUUCACUCAAGUUUAAUCAAAAUCGGGCCAGUGCUGUCUGAGAUAUCACAUGUGACUAACGUACUAACGGAUGGCGACAGAUCAUGGGGGACAAUAAACAUAUUUUGUGGCCAAAUAGGGUGAAGGGUCAGAAAGCAAACUUAUGUAAACUGUACAAAAAUAUAAACGUAACAUGUGAAGUGUUGGUCCCAUGUUUCAUUAGCUUAAAUAAAAGUUCCCCAAAAUGUUCCAUACGCACGGUCCCCUGACAACCCCAGCAAAGGACAGGCCUUCAGGUGUAUUCGGCUGAACAGGUUGCAGAGGGAGGAUCCAGAGCUGCUACGGGCCUGCCAGGAGAGUGGGGUUCAGUACAAGGACCUUGGCCUGCCCAGGGGAGGUGUGCUGCAGGUAUGGAGAGAAGAACCAUGCUUUCACGGUGGCCAGUUUCUUUGGUGAUGAGGAUGUGACUAAGAAGGUGACCAGCGCUGUGGAGAGGGGGACAUCUGACUACCACUCCGGUUCCACCUCAGAUGAGGAUAGUGGUCUCAGGGAAACCCGUCCUCCCCUUUCCUUCCCCCAAAAUCAUCACACAUACCAGGUGAUCUACUCAGCUGCUCCUUUGUGGCGUCCUCCUGUGCCCACGCAGAAGAAGCCCGGUAAAGGAUAUAACGUCCCUCCAUGUCCUCCUCACUAUGGCUUCAGACAACAAGGCAGACCCACCCCUUCACAGACACAACGGCUGGGCUCUGCCUGGCCAGAGAGGGGGUCACGGGUACUGGGGUGGCACUCCAGGCCUGGCUUACUGUUAG